Messenger RNA from Pimephales promelas (fathead minnow), 2791 nucleotides. It is a transcript of the gene gpnmb, whose product is annotated as glycoprotein (transmembrane) nmb. The record is from RefSeq and is a predicted model, not a curated record. Gene Ontology annotation, molecular function: integrin binding. Gene Ontology annotation, cellular component: plasma membrane. Gene Ontology annotation, biological process: cell adhesion. Lineage: Eukaryota; Metazoa; Chordata; Actinopteri; Cypriniformes; Leuciscidae.
ACUGUGAGAUGUGAGCAAGAGCAGAAGAGAGUUGAGGGCUUGAGGCAUCUGGGACGAGCAGCUGGACAGGCAAAGUGGGGACACACAAGGAAAAAAGAAACCCAAUCGUAUCAAUUAUAUUUUUAUUUCCACCCAAAAAGUCGACAUGAUGCAGUUGGAAAUGUUACUUGUGCUGGCCUGUGCAAUUUUUGUUCCUAUAACGAACAGCAAAAAAACUUAUGGAGACAUGUUCCCUCACAAACACAAGCUCCCUUUUCCAUUCCCUAUCCCUGGAUGGGAUCCGGACACAAACCCUUGGGAUGAAUCUCUGUAUCCCCCCUUCAAACAACAGCUGACUCGCAGACACGACAAACCACCGAAGGUGCGCCUCACGAGCGACAGCCCUGCAAUGAACGGCUCGUGCGUGUCGUUCACUGCAGCUCUGGAGUUCCCACCAUGCCAGAAGGAGGACAGCAAUGGUAACCUGGUGUAUGACGAGCACUGUGACGACGGUAUGAUGGAGGCCUCAGCUAAUGGGCAGGUGCGUUCAGGUUAUGUGUUUAACUGGACAUCCUGGUUGGAUGACUAUGGUUUUGGGAAGUGUACAGAUUUGAAGAGGUGCAAUGUUUUUCCUGAUGGAAAGCCUUUUCCUUUGACCAGUGACUGGAGACGUAGAGGUUAUGUCUAUGUGUGGCACACCAUGGGCCAAUAUUUUGAGACAUGUGAUGGCUCCUCCUCCCAUCUGACCUUGAACACUACUAACAUGACAUUUGGAGCCGGUGUGAUGGAAGUGAUGGUUUAUCGUAAACGUGAGCGCAGAAAGUACAGCCCACUCUCUACGGACAGUACUGUGUUCUUCAUAACAGAUAAGAUUCCACUCUCAGUGAACAUUUCCCAGAAAGAAGCAGCCAACAUAACUGACAAAAGCAUGUUUGUCAGGGGGUCUGAUGUGAUUUUCAACGUCCAAGUCCACGACCCAAGUAAAUAUCUGAAGACAGCUGAUGCGGUGGACUUCAUUUGGGACUUUCGGGAUGGCAACCAGUUGGUCACCCACAGCAAUGUGGCAACGCAUGCGUAUAACAAGCUUGGAAAUGUUACAGUCAAGCUCCUAGUGGAGGCAUCAUUCCGUGUACCCUGCCCACCACCGACUCCAACACCAAUGCACUUCACACAGGCUCAUACCCCAGAAAUGCCUACUCUACCUCCUGGCACUCAUACAUUCACUAGCAAAAUAGAGACCACCAAGGCUCCUAUUAUCACCAAUCCUUCACCAAGUACCACCCGUCGCGUUCCUACUACUGCUGUCCCAACAACCGAACCAUUCCAAACUGAUUCAGAGGUGACAUCCAUUACAGCAACUGCUGUACCUGAGGCCAGCUCAACCUAUAAGCAGCCCACACCUCCACCGAUGAUCAAACACACACACUUCAUGGAGUCAGACUGUUUCCGCCACAUGUAUGGUUCAUUUGAAGGCGAGAUAUUCAUCAUUGAACCUCCUCCAGCUCUUCGGAAUCUGCCAGCUAAUCAGAUUUUAAAAGUGUCAGCUGACAAAAUUUCCAACACAUCAGUAAACUUCAUGGUGACAUGCUCAGGCAGUGUUCCCUCAGUGGCCUGCACCAUAGUGGCCAACUCCGCCUGUCGGGAGGUCAAGAAUAUCUUGUGUGAGGACGUGGCCCCUAACGGCGAGGGCUGCAAGAUCAGUUUGACACGCAUUUUCCAAACGCCGGGCACUUACUGUGUCAACAUCACGCUGGGUGUGCCUGGAGGCUUGGCUCUUGCCACCACCACUUCAGUCACAAUUGGCAACAGCCCUGACAAGAAGACUCCUAAAUCCUCCCACGUUGCUGAGGUGGUUCUGUCUUCCAGCGCUGUGCUUAUUUCCAUCUUUGCAUUCAUUGCCAUCAUGGUGUACAAGCGAUAUAAGGUGUAUCGUCCAGUGAGACGCUCCAUGCUGGAGGAUGCUGAGAGAAAUGCUGGUAGCUGGAGUUUAAGAAGACUAAGAGCCGCUCUGUUCCCUGCCGACGAGGAGAGGAGUCAUUUAUUGACAGAAAGGCCACAAUAGACUGAUUCGAGUCGUCGCAGCUGCUAUUUAUUCAAUACAUCACUCAAGCUGUAGUCCAUCUAAAGUGAUCUCGUAGACGAGUGUUUUCAGAUAGAUUAAAUUACUCUGGCAUCUUCAGUUAAGAUAGAAUAAACAAUCAAAGCAUUUUAGUUACCGCACAUACAAGCUUUAAAGAUUUUGAAUGGGAGAUAUGGGAUGAAUCUACAGGGUUUUACAAAUCUCAAGUAAUCAUCUAAAAUGACUAAAACUAUCUGACAUAUCACAGAAAAUAUUUGGUUUACCCAAACCAGAAUCACUAAAAUAUGAACUAGGACUUGAAGCUGAAAAUUACCGCAAUUUUGAGUGAAGCUUCGUGGAGUUUGAGUUGACAUGUUCAUAUAUGAAAUGUUUCUUAAUGUGCAGAAAGGAUGAGAAAGUUGAGUGAGAAGGGUUGGGCUAUGUUCUGAAAAUAUUCAAGAGAUAUUAGAUUCAUUGUGAAUGUUUGGGGAGUGAAUUUGGGACUCUUUUUUGGGGAAAGACCGAUGUCUUUCAGUUGAUGGUAAUUAAGCUGUUAUUUCAUACUAACAAUUACUUAUAACACAUGAAUUUGGGAAAUUUGCAUUGAUCACAUACAUGCAAGUUGGGUAUUUAAAUUAAUUUGACAGCACUUCUGGAAAAUAUAAUUAGCUAAUCAUUCAUGAUUAUAGAAAUGAACCACUCCUGUAAGUGCUGUAUAUACAAAUAUAUUCUAAUAAACUUUCUAAACCACUA